AGGGAGAGAGCGGGUCCCGCUGCACGCGCCACCUGCGGGGCUGGCUGGCUUCCUCAUCCUGGGGACACAGUUUCCCCGCGGGAGUUCGGGAGCGCGCGGGCUAGCGCGCACACAGGCUCGCAUCCACACACUCCAGAGCGCGCGAUCAUCACUGCUGCAGCCCCGGCCGGGCAAACGGAGCUGCUGCAGUUUCCUUGAGCCCAGAUUCGAGGGGGGAAGCAGAACCAUUGUGCCUCGCAGAGAGCCAGGUGCCCACCGGCCCCCUUGGGUAUCAAGCCCGGCAGACUGCUCCCCGUCAUCGGCUGGAAUGCUUGCAGAUUCUUCUCAAAACUUCUAAGCCUGACUCUGAGGACCCAGCUGGAGAAUGCCGUCUGAACGCUGCCUCAGUAUUCAAGAAAUGCUGACGGGCCAGAGGCUGUGCCACUCAGAAUCGCACAAUGACACUGUCCUCGCAGCACUGAACCAGCAAAGAAGUGAUGGCAUUCUCUGCGAUGUGACCCUGAUUGCCGAGGAGCAGAAAUUCCAUGCUCACAAGGCAGUCCUAGCGGCCUGCAGUGACUACUUCCGGGCAAUGUUCAGUCUUUGUAUGGUGGAAAGUGGAGCUGAUGAAGUGAAUUUACGUGGUGUGACCAGCCUGGGCUUAAAGCAGGCUCUGGAGUUUGCAUACACAGGACAGAUUUUGUUGGAGCCAGGAGUGAUCCAGGAUGUGUUAGCAGCUGGCAGUCACCUACAGCUGUUGGAGCUUCUCAAUUUGUGUUCCCACUAUCUCAUCCAGGAACUAAAUAGCUUUAAUUACUUGGAUCUGUACAGACUUGCUGACCUCUUUCACCUCACUUUGUUGGAGAAGGCAGUGAUUGAUUUCCUAGUGAAGCAUCUCUCGGAGCUCCUGAAGAGCCGCCCAGAGGAUGUUCUCACGCUGCCCUACUGCCUGCUUCAGGAGGUGCUGAAGAGUGACCGCCUGACCUCCCUGAGCGAGGAGCAGAUCUGGCAGCUAGCUGUGAGGUGGCUGGAACACAACUGCCAUUACCAGCAUUUGGACGAGCUCCUGCAGUACAUCCGCUUUGGCCUAAUGGACGUGGAUACUCUCCACACGGUUGCCCUGUCCCAUCCCCUGGUGCAGGCAAGCGAGACCGCAACUGCCCUUGUCAAUGAGGCCCUGGAGUAUCACCAAAGCAUCUAUGCACAGCCUGUGUGGCAGACCUGCAGGACCAAACCGCGCUUCCAGUCAGACACUCUCUAUAUCAUUGGUGGGAAAAAGCGUGAGGUCUGUAAAGUCAAGGAACUUCGGUACUUCAACCCCGUGGAUCAGGAGAACGCUCUCAUAGCCGCCAUUGCCAACUGGAGUGAGCUGGCUCCCAUGCCGGUGGGAAGGAGCCAUCACUGUGUGGCGGUCAUGGGGGACUUCCUGUUUGUAGCAGGAGGGGAAGUGGAGCAUCCCAUUGGGCGGACAUGUGCAGUGAGGACUGCCUGUCGCUAUGACCCUCGCAGUAAUUCCUGGGCAGAGAUAGCACCCAUGAAAAACUGCCGGGAGCAUUUUGUGCUGGGUGCCAUGGAUGAAUUCCUCUAUGCAGUAGGGGGCAGGAAUGAACUGCGCCAGGUUCUACCCACAGUGGAACGGUACUGCCCCAAGAAGAACAAAUGGACUUUUGUGCAGUCUUUUGACCGAUCCCUUUCGUGUCAUGCUGGAUAUGUGGCUGAUGGUCUUCUUUGGAUAUCAGGUGGGGUAACUAACACGGCACAGUAUCAGAACAGACUGAUGGUGUAUGAACCCAACCAGAAUAAGUGGAUAAGCCGCAGCCCCAUGCUACAGAGACGGGUCUACCACUCCAUGGCUGCUGUCCAGAGAAAACUUUAUGUUCUUGGAGGCAAUGACCUAGACUACAAUAAUGACCGGAUUCUUGUGCGCCAUAUAGAUUCUUACAACAUUGACACUGACCAGUGGACACGCUGUAAUUUCAACUUGUUAACCGGCCAGAAUGAAUCUGGAGUUGCUGUCCAUAAUGGGAGAAUAUAUUUAGUUGGUGGAUAUUCAAUUUGGACAAAUGAGCCUCUGGCUUGUAUCCAGGUACUGGAUGUAAGCAGAGAAGGCAAAGAAGAGGUGUUCUAUGGACCUACACUUCCCUUUGCUUCGAACGGAAUAGCAGCAUGCUUCCUUCCGGCUCCAUAUUUCACAUGCCCUAACCUUCAGACUCUUCAGGUGCCUCAUCACAGGAUCGGCACAAUUUGAAAAGCCAGCACUCGGUCAGACCGCAUCAACAGGAGACUGAAGGAGAGCUUGACAUUGGAUAUGGGGCAUGAACAUCCUCCGUGCUCAAUGCUUCCCUGUAUUGUUUUUACAGGUCUAAACUUGUGAUAAAUACUAGAAAAAAAAAAAGAACACUUUUCUAAAACAUAUUGAGAAUCCUGUCACUUCUUUUCAGUGUAUGUUAACAUACAAUAUGUAUAACUUUUGUCGUGGUGCAGCUUAAUGCCAUCUUACUGGCACAUGAUUGUUUCAUGGAUCUUUAAAACAUUCCUUGUACCCUGUUCUAAUCAGCGCCAUCCAGGAUCAUGUAACACUGUUAGUAAGGUACCUUUUACACAUGGCAUCAGUUUUCUCAUAUCUUCCGUACUUCUGCCUUUUACUACUUAAACAUCAGAGGGUUACUUCUCAAAGCUUAAUGUGCUGCAGCUCUGCUCAGAAGAGGUUCAGCAGGUGACAUCAUAAGCUCUACGUGCCAUAUCUUAGUCAAGGUGACAGGAGCAAUGGACUUGGAAAAGUUCGCUUUUCAACCCUGCUUACUCUGACCUGAGUCAGACCUUUACAGGCUCAGGGUUCUUUGGAGCCUUGUAACUGAACCACAUCUUGUGGAUAAACGAGUCUGAGAUUAUCAGAAAGACACUGUACCUAUCCUUAGUAGGAACACCAAAGAUUCCUAAACUUGUACAAAUUCUUGCCUGAAAGAAUUCUCUUAAAUGCCUCAUCUAGCCGUACUACCCAUGGCAUCACAGAAGGCUGUGACAUAAGUCUGAACCGAGAGCUGGCAGUUCUAAUGGACAUUUUCCAAGUUAUUAAAGGCUAUGUCAAUCUUGACGACUUGUGGGAUUCUCCACCACUGCCAAUACAUUUUUUAUUACCACCACUUUUAAUAAUGCAUAGUUCUUUUUUUUAGUCUAGAUUUUUGGGUUUACUUUAUCUACAACUACAAAUAAAUAAGUCAUCUUAAUAAUCACAUUUUAACCUACACUCAACAUGUUUUUUUCUAGUCUUGCAGAGACUUCAGGUCAUUUUUAUUAAAAAGUUGCUUUCUCGCAGCCGCUCAGUCAUGUCAGCAGUGCUUAUAUCGGAGAAUUUGUCUGUUUUACUCAUGGAACCACUUUUUAAAAAUCAUCAUAAGUAAAUGAAAAAAUAAUCCUUUUCUUUUUGUUCAGGGUGGCUUCGAUUGGCUAUGUGGCUAUGCUGGCCUCCAACUCAUGAUCCUCCCAAAUAAAACAAUCUCUUUACCUUAGCAAAUCACUAACUUUAAGCACUGUAGUGAGAUACCUAGAGCACUGUUCUAAGAAUGUAAAUCAUCUGGUUCCUGGGUUAAAGGGCAGGAAUUGAUAGAAAGGGUGAGGAGGAAAGGGAACAAACACGAGUCCAGACAGAGCAGUUACAGCUGGGGCAGAUGAAUGGAGAGAACACUUUUAAAGGCUGCCUAUGAGCCUUCAGAAGUCAACGUAGUCCUGUCAGGAAAGUGCAUUCCUGCCCUCCUGAAUUCUUGCAACACAGACCUUAAUAACAGGUGUUUCAGACUUACUGACCUUUCUACUUGAUAUAUGAAUCUUCUCUCUAGCAGUUUUCCUUGUAAAACCAUUAAAUAAUGUUAUAGUAAAUAAAUAAAUAGUUAUGUUCCCAGUCCAACAUCUUGAAUGAAAGGAAAUGGCUUAAAAAAAAGCUUGCCCGACUGACAACCUUAGACUUCUGUAUUCAUUUCUAACCAUUCACUUAAGCCAGCAUAAACUACCAAUUUCUCCUUGAUGUUCAUCAUGGUACACUUUUUGCAGAGUGUGGGAAUAUUCCUCACAUCUAUAAUCAAAGAACAGAAUCAAAACUAUCACACUCCUUUACUAAAAAGAAAAAUCAUCCAGAUCGCACAAUUGGAUCCUUCCCUCAAAAUCAUCUGCAAUGAGAAAAAAAAUGUAUGAAAUUAUAUUUUGUGUAUAUUAUAAGCAAAUCCCAUCCGAAAUACUCAACUAUACACCUAUCUACGAUUCCAGUGUAGUUUCCUAUAGUAAUUUGUCCUCUAUUUUCAAUCCUCAGAAUUAAAGACUGUAUUUUAUUUUCCAUAUAAGACCAAAAGACUUUGAAGUAUUUAAACAUCAUUUGAGGAUUUUACUUUAAAACAUAAAACAAGUUUCAACAAUCACUCUGUUGUGAGAGGAAAAGCUAGCAAAGACAUGGUUCUCUGUCUACAAUAUAAGAUGCAGUAAGUCCCCCAAUCUUUAAAAUGUUAACUAAAUUACAAUUAUGGCACUUUUUGUACCUUCUUGCUUUCCUCACACCUAAAGGACAUGUGUAACAUCCCCUUCAGCUACUGCAAAAGUGGAAACCUUCAAUUGUUUUCCCACAAAUUAUAAAUGCAAUAGGGACAAAACAGACACUGUUUCUCUAGGUAACAUGGUUCAUCUUUAUUUUCAUUGUGUAAUCACUGACACAAUGUAAGUCAAAUGCAUACAUUAAAUUUUACCUACCCAUCUUUCAUCUUUAUUAUAUGCAAACAACCUACAAACUUCAUAUAAAAUAAUAUCUAUAACUUGUAAUGAACUGGGCCACUAUUAGCACAAUGAAGUUCUAAGGAAGGACUGUGGAUGUAAACCAGUUGGUAGAGUGCUUGCCUUGCCUGCAGGAAGCCGGGGUUCCAUCUGUGGUGACUCAUGCUUGUAAUCCCAGUUUGCUUGGGAAGUGAAGGUCAGAGGAUCCGAAUUCAAGGUCACUCUUGGCUACCAAGAGUUCAAAGAAGCCAGCCUGAAGCAGAGAUUCUGCCCCCGUCUUUCACAAGUAAAUACAUAAAUAAAAUAAUAAAAUUGGUCAAUUAUAACCAGGUGGUACCAAUCUAGGUAACCUCGCCAUACAGAUGAAAACACAAUUCUUGUAUUUAACCAAUAUAGGAAAGAAUAUGCUAUUUUGCUAGAAUCCUAGACUGGUUGAUUGUCUUAAGCAAAUAAAGCACACUGUUUUUACUAGAAUUUUAUACUCUUGCUUGAGUAGGCAACACAUUUGACUCUAAGAAGGGUAGGCAUUUGGUUUUGCUCAGUGCAGAAAAGAUUUAGGAUGUAGAGAGAGCAGAUUUCCUCAAGGGUUUCCCAAACUCAGAAACAUACAAAUUUUUAUAUAAAAUCUCAACUGCCAAAGGUCCUGUGAGAAUUGAGUGUGGUUAUUUUGAUGAUGUUCACCUGUCACUCCGUCACUCCAGUACUUGGUGGGAGGCUGAGGCAGGAGGAUUGUGUGUUUAAGGUUGGCCUGGGAUACAUGGCAGGACACUCAAAAAAGAAAAGAACCAACAACAAAACCUAACAGGAGAAAAAAAAAAAAAAGAUGUUUAGUGAGAAUACAUGGAAAUAAGCC
Peromyscus maniculatus bairdii (prairie deer mouse) is the source of this 5587-nucleotide messenger RNA. It is a transcript of the gene Klhl32, whose product is annotated as kelch like family member 32. Lineage: Eukaryota; Metazoa; Chordata; Mammalia; Rodentia; Cricetidae. The record is from RefSeq and is a predicted model, not a curated record. Gene Ontology annotation, molecular function: protein binding.